Naegleria gruberi is the source of this 4101-nucleotide messenger RNA. RefSeq lists its product as uncharacterized. NCBI's taxonomy places the organism in Eukaryota, Heterolobosea, Eutetramitea, Acrasida, Naegleriidae. The coding region runs from base 1 to 4101 and encodes 1366 amino acids. The record is from RefSeq and is a predicted model, not a curated record. The transcript has a single exon.
AUGGGACGAGUCACAACUAUUAAGAGUGCCAACAUUGUUGGUUUUUCUCUUGCUAUUGUGCUGAUAAUGAUGGCCAUGGUAGUGAUGGUUAAGGGUACAUCAUUAAAUCCAUACUCUGUCAAGAUUAGCACAUUUGCUGGUGGAAAUGGUGAAUUCAAAGAUCCACAAAAACUUGCUAGAUUAUCAAAUGGUGAUAUUCUGGUCACUGAUGCUUUAGGUCAUGCUAUUAAGAAGAUUAACGGAACUGGUGUGAUUACUACAAUUGCUGGUACUGGUGUUGCUGGUUUUGCUGGUGAUAAUGGACCAGCCAUCAAUGCUCAAGUUAACAAACCAUACGGUAUUGCUGUUUCAAGCAAUGAUGAAAUUUAUUUCGCUGACUCUAUGAAUCAUAGAAUUAGAAAAAUUGACAUCACAGGUAAUAUUACAACAGUGGUUGGUACUGGCGCUAACACUUUCAGUGGUGAUGGUGGUUUGGCCACUGAUUGUACCAUGAAUACUCCAAUGGAUGUAUCAUUGAGUGCUUCAGGAGAAUUAUACAUUGCUGAUAUGUAUAAUUAUAGAAUUAGAAAGGUUUUGACCAAUGGCACUAUUGUCACAUUUGCUGGUAAUGGUCAAUCAGGUCAUAUAGGUGAUGGUGGUUUGGCAACAAAUGCUGCUAUGGCUCUUGCUUAUGGUGUUAAAGUUUUUUCAAAUGGAGAGGUUUACAUUUCAGAUAGUUUCAAUUUCAAAGUUAGAAAGGUUGAUGUUAAUGGUAAUAUUACAACUGUUGCUGGUUCUGGUGCUGGACCAUUCAAUGGUGACAAUGUUUUGGCCACUGCUGCCAAUUUGAAUCAUCCAACUGAUGUUCUUCGUUUGGAUACAGGUGAAUUGAUAAUUGCAGACACUGACAAUUACAGAAUUAGACUUGUUAUGCCAAAUGGUACAAUUAUUACAACUGCUGGUAAUGGUACUGCUUCAUUCUCUGAUGGUGAAAUUGCUGAAGAAAAUGGAUUAUCUCUUCCAACUGGUUUGUUAAUGAUUCAAAACGGAUUAUUAAUUGCUGAUGCUGGUAAUAAGAGAAUUAGAUUAUUGCAAAGUAGAAUUUAUUCAUGCUAUGGAAAGUCAUAUCUCGAUUCAAGUGUUUGUAGUGGUCAAGGUCAAUGUGUUGGUAAUAAUAUGUGUCAAUGCAAUGCUGGAUUUGAAGGCCCAACUUGUCUUCCAUCUAGCUAUUAUAUUACAACUGUUGCAAGAGGUUUGAAGGAUCCACAAAAGAUUUCCAAAUUGUCAAAUGGCGACCUUAUUGUUUCUGAUACAGGCGAUCACUCUAUUAAGAAGAUAAGUUACUCAACCGGUGUUGUUACCAGAAUUGCCGGUACUGGAGUUGCAGGUUUUUCAGGUGAUGGUGGUUUAGCAACUCUGGCUCAAUUCAAUAAGCCAUAUGGUAUUGCAGUUACAAUUAAUGAUGAAAUUUACAUUGCUGACUCUUUAAAUCAUAGAAUUAGAUUUAUUGAUGUUAAUGGCAAUAUUUCAACUGUUGUUGGUACUUCAAUUGGAUUCUCUGGUGAUGGUGGUUUGGCUACAGCAGCUAAAUUGAAUGCUCCCAUGGAUGUUUCAUUGAGCGCUUCAGGUGAUUUAUAUAUUGCUGAUAGAGAUAAUUAUAGAAUUAGAAAGGUUUUGGCCAAUGGCACUAUUGUCACAUUUGCUGGUAAUGGUCAAUCAGGUCAUAUUGGAGAUGGUGGUCAAGCAAUAAGUGCUGCCUUAUCUCAAGCUUAUGGUGUUAGAGUUGUUAAUGAUGAAGUUUACAUUUCAGAUAGUAAUAAUUUCAAAGUUAGAAAGAUUGAUGUUAGUGGAGUUAUUACAACAAUUGCUGGUACUGGUGCUGGACCAUUCAAUGGUGACAAUGUUUUGGCCACUGCUGCCAAUUUGAAUCAUCCAACUGAUGUUGCAUUCCUCUCAAAUGGUGAAAUGUUGAUUGCUGAUACUGACAAUAACAGAGUCAGAAUGGUUUUAACCAAUGGUACUAUUGUUUCAAUUGCCGGUAAUGGUACUGCCUCUUUCUCUGAUGGUAGAAUUGCCACCUCAAGAGGAUUAUCUCUUCCAACUGGUAUUUUGGUUGUUUCAGAUGAUGAAAUUUAUAUUGCUGAUGCUAAAAAUGGUAGAAUUAGAUUACUUUCCUCUAAAUUCUUUACUUGUAAUGGUAUUGAUCAAACUGAGACCUCAGUUUGUAGUGGACAUGGUUCAUGUGUUUCAAAGGAUAACUGUGUUUGUAAACAAGGCUGGUCUGGUGCAAACUGUGACACAACAAUUCAAGCUCCACAAUGUGCCAAUCAAACAUUGGGUAUUAAUAUUCCAUGUUCUGGACAUGGUACUUGUGCAAAUGGUGUUUGUACAUGUUCCCCUGAUUUCUAUGGAUCAUACUGUUCACUCUCUGUUAUGAUAAGUUCUAAAGGAUAUACUCAUCCAAUGAUGGGUGUUUUCAUGAUGGCUAUUAUUAAUUCAUUGACCCUUGAUGGUAUUUCAAAUGUUGAUUACAGCUGGUCUCAAAUUUCUGGACCAACCAUUUCCAAUUUGGCAUCCAUGACCAAUUUGAAUACUCCAACAUUAAUAAUUCCAGGAAAAUUCAAUGCCCUUUCAUUCAAUAAUGGUCUCGUUUCUGGUAGUACAUAUGGUUUUGCAUUGACUGCCAAGAUUACCACUGGUGUCAUCACAACUACUGUCACAACUUCAACCACCGUUUUUGUUCAACAAAAUCCUACAUUGACUUUCACUUUACAUGAUGACAGCACCAAUCAAGCUGUUACUUCAGGUGUUGCUGGUACAACUGUUUUCAGAAUUAAUAUUACAAGAAACUCAAAUCCUUACUCUGAUUCUAGUUUCAAAUAUGGAUUUGGUUUUUCUGAUUCUAGCAGUAUUACAAUUCUAACUGAUAUGAGUGAAGGACCAGCAACAUUUAAAUUGCCAUUCAUUUCAGGUCAAUCAAGUGUUGAUAUCUACGUUAGAUGUGAAGGAGAUCACUCAGACAGUGUUCAAAAAUUGACAACUAUCUCAUUGACAAAUCCAGUAUCUAAUUUGCCUCCAAGCCAAGCCAUUUCAACCAUUCAAAAUCUCUUUACUUCAAAUUCAUCUGUUGCUGAUUUGUUGGGUGCUGCUUCACUUUUGAACACCAUUACAACAACCGAUUCUACACAAAUCGCAAAUAAGCAAUCUAUCAGAAAUUCAAUCAUUACAACAAUUUCUAAAGCAAUUUCCUCUGGAGAUCUUGGCUCUGCAAUUAAGGCCCUCUCUACAGUAACAUCUGUCACCUCAGAAAUCACCAAAACUUCUGCUGACAAUACACUCGAUACUAUGAUUAGUGGAACCACCAAUCCACAAUUCUCCAGAAAUGAAGUUGAUGCACUCGUUAAUAUUGCUUCAAAUAUUGUUACUGUUUCAAGCAGUAGUAAGACACUUACAUUUGGUAAUGCAAUGGGAUCAAAGCUUGUUGCACACAUGUCCCUGGGAGAUUUAGUUAGUAGUAGUGGAGCCAAUUUUGGAAUUGCUGUUUCCAAGGGCGUGUCUUCAUUGUCUCUUUCAAAUGUAUCGAUCGCUUUAUCACCAAAUUCAAGAUCUUUGGCUGGUAUUGAAUGUUACUUCAUUGUUGAUAUUAAGGACACACUUGGCUUCUUACAAUGUUUGGCAAACAGCAACUGGGUAGCCAGAACAGGACCAAAAUACGCACCAGGUACUGAAAGAGCAAUUGGUGGAGUCACAUAUUCUGUUGGUUCAUUGAUUUAUGACAUGACACCAAUGUACGACAAUGGAACCAUUGUUUCUGGUAAUGUUACAAGUUUGAAUGAUAUUCAAAUUACAAUUCCUUACACAGGAUCAUUGACACCAGUUUGUGGUAUUCAUAAUAGUGAUGACACUUACUCUGUCAAUACCAAAGCUACACUUAUCAAAGGAAGUGGAUCAGUAACUUGUAAAACAAAGGUCUUGAGAGGAAAUGUUUUGCUUUUGGCAACCCAAACUACAACUGAUGCCAGUGUUACACCUAAGAAAUCUACAGUUCUUGGCGGAGCUGAAACUAACAAGUUGAGUGCUUUCUUAAUGUGUCUAUUGUUACUUGCAAUGUUACUUUUCUAA